GCGGAUUGGAGGUGGACUUCAUCACAGUCGACCAAUAAAACGAAAGAAGGGCUCUGGUGUAACUAGGUAGAGAGCGCGAGUGGCUUUUUGAGGUGGGACUGUACUGGAUCGAAUAGUAUUCCCAUCUCAUACGAAUUAGAUGCUUCAAAGCCGGAAGCAAUAUCCUAAUGCCCCAGCAUGAGGUGUCAUUUGUUUCAGAGACAUGAAUAAGUAUGAAAAGGUGAAGAAGAUUGGGGAGGGCUCCUUUGGGAAGGCGAUCCUUGUGAAAUCCAGGGAGGAUGGAAAACAGUAUGUCAUCAAGGAGAUUGGCAUCUCCCGGAUGUCCAGUAAGGAGAGACAGGAGUCCAGGAAAGAGGUGGCUGUUCUGGCCAACAUGAGUCAUCCCAACAUUGUCCAGUACAAAGAAUCAUUUGAAGAGUGUGGAUGUCUGUACAUCGUAAUGGAUUACUGUGAGGGAGGAGACUUAUUCAAGAAGAUCAACUCUCAGAAAGGAGUGCUGUUCUCAGAGGAGCAGAUCUUGGAUUGGUUUGUGCAGAUAUGCCUCGCUCUGAAGCAUGUACAUGACCGUAAGAUCCUCCACAGAGACAUCAAAUCACAGAACAUAUUUCUGACAAAAGAUGGAACCAUACAGCUUGGAGACUUUGGGAUUGCCAGGGUGCUGAAUAGUACUGUGGAGCUGGCCAGGACGUGUAUCGGGACGCCAUACUACCUGUCACCUGAGAUUUGUGAAAACAAACCUUACAACAACAAAAGUGAUGUUUGGGCCUUGGGAUGUGUCCUGUAUGAAAUGUGCACGCUAAAGCAUGCAUUUGAGGCGGGCAACAUGAAGAACCUGGUUUUGAAGAUCAUACGUGGCUCGUACCCACCAGUGUCGAUGCACUACUCCCAGGACCUGCGCACCCUUAUGGGCCUGUUGUUCAGACGCAACCCCCGGGAGAGGCCCUCCGUUAACUCCAUCCUGGACAAACCGUUCCUGUCCCAUAGGAUUUUCAGGUUCCUCACUCCAGAGAUCAUCGCUCAGGAAUUCAGCCAUAGCUUCCUCCACAAGCAGCCUAAAGCAGGUGUGGCGCAUGGGCCACCAGCCAAACGUCCCGCCCUUGCACCCGUGCCCCUAACCCCAGUCCAGAGGAUCACCAAACCAGCCGCCAAAUACGGAGUGCCUUUAACUGUCAGGAAAGCCUCGGACGCCAGGAAACCUGCUGAGCGGAAACCAGCCGUCAAACACAAGCUGGCCCCCGCCCCCCUCCCAGCAGCGCCCCAGAGGAGAGUGAGUCGAGUGGAGGAAGAGAGGAGGAGAUAUGAGGAGGGUGCCAGGAAGAAACGAAUGGAGCUCAUAGAGAGAGAAAGGAAGCAGAGAGAGCAGGUGUUUCUGUUGAAGGCUGGACAAAUGAAGAGGUUUGAGAGGGAGAAGAUAAACCGGAUCAACCGGGCCCGAGAGCAGGGCUGGAGGCACGUCCUGAGCUCUAGUGGAGGCAGUAGUCCGGAGAGGAAGUGUUUUGUAGGAGGUGGCGGCAUGAUGGCUGGGUUUGCAGGUCAUGUCCCAGGACCUCUGCUCCCUGCUCCAUGUCCCGCCCAGGGCCCAACUCCUGUACAAGCACCCAGAAGCCCAUAUGAACACUACCAUCCUGCUCUUGACCAGCAGUUUAAACCCCCAACCAAAGAGGGCGCCAGAGAGGGAGCCCAACCUACAGCAGGAGGAGACACUCCUGUUAGGGGCGUUCCUGCUGCUGCUGGCCCAGUGCUGCCCAACGACCCCGCUCCUCUCCCAGACCCUGAGGUGGUGAGGGAGCUAAAGAGGUGGGAGCAGGUCACCAGACAAGCUCAUUUUAGCAGCUGUGUCUCCGGGCAACGGGGUCACCCGGCAGCUGAACGAGUCAAUCAGGUUCAGGAGUUCCUGCAACGUAAAAGAGAUGCCAUGCUGAACAAGGAACGCGCUGAGGGACAGCUGGGUGCCCGGCAAAACCUGGCAGCCAUCUACGGUCGCUCCACCACCAGGAGACUCAAAGUCAACAAAGAGGAGGAGGAGUACCUGUCCCGGCUAAGACAGAUCAGGCUACAAAACUUCAAUGAGCGCCAGCAGAUCAAAGCACGCCUCAGAGGAGAGAAGUAUGACAGCGAUGGCUCCGACAGCCAGGAGUCCUGUGUGGAGGCGGAACUUAGGAGAAAGAAGAUUGAGGCCUUGAAGGCCCAAGCGCAGGCCCGUGCUUCUGUACUGAAGGAGCAGCUGGAGAAGAAGAGGAGAGAGGCCUAUGAGAGAGAGAAAAGGGCCUGGGAGGAACAUCUUGCGGCUCGGGGCGUGAAGGUUGGCAUGGUUCCCGGAUGUGUAACCCCAGCAGUAGCCCCGCCCUUAGGGCCUCCCUCCCAACCCGGCCCGCCCCUCCCCGUUCAGGAGCCUCCCUCCCAGCCCGGCCCGCCCCUCCCCGUUCAGGAGCCUCCCUCCCAGCCCGGCCCGCCCCUCCCCGUUCAGGAGCCUAAACCCUUCACCACUGCCAUCUCCAUGACUGCUGCCCUGAAGGACGUGGGAGCACAGCUCACAUCUGGGGAGAACUCUCCUUUAAAAGAGGACUCUCCUAAAACGGAUGCAAUUCAGAAUGAGAAGAGGGAGAUCCUACGUAGGCUUAAUCAGAACCUGAAGGCCCAAAUCCCUGAGGAGGAGCGGUCAGACAAACCCCCGGAAGGAGAGGGCCUUGCCCCCCAGCGGAGCCCGCCAGUCACAGAGGAAAGGUCACACUCUGGUGGGGACAGGAAGAAAUGGGAUGCUGGUGUUCCAGCUGUCAUCUCUCUUGCCCAACAGACAUUAGAAGAAACCUGCAUCAGAACCACAGACACCCAGGCUCUGUCAGCAGAAGUGAGACUGCCCUCUGGUGGCGACAGGAAGAAAUGGCAGCCUGUACCUCCUGCCAUUCUGUCCGUAGCUCAGCAGACCCUAGAGGAGACCUGCAUAAGGACCGCUGAGCAGACAGUGGGGGAGGUUAUUCGUAUGGACAUGCUACAUGAUGACGCCCCCAGAAAGGCGUGGGGCCGGAGCCCGGAUUCUCAGUUGCUGAAAGUUCUACAGGAGGCGGAGCUGCAGCCUGUUACCCAGCUGCUGGGGAAUGUCAGCAUCUGUGAAGAGAAACCAACUGACACCCUUAAGCAGAUCGCUGAGAUGGUUGGUGUGAGGGACGUUAAGGAGGUCACAUGCCCUGAGCCUAGCCCCCUUCCUGUGACACCUGUCAUUCAGAACACAGCGGUCAAAGGUCAGGAAGUGUGGUCGACCUCAGUAGAAGCGACUAGUGAGGAGACUAGGCCAGCUCUGUUAGAAGAGAUGCUCAAGACGCCACCUAAACCCAUAGAGGUGGACGAUCCAGCAGACUUGGAAUCCCUGGUCCUGGAGGAGGGCCUGAAGCAGGUCGCAAGUCCCCCAUCUGGAGUAGUGCAGGCAUGGGAGAAACAGGCUCUACCACUGGGGCCACCAGAGGGCAGUGUAACACCAGCAGAAACCAAGGAGGUUGGGGAGAGAGCGGAGAAACUUCCAGAACCCUCAGGCGUAGCCCCAGCGUGUGAGGAGCCUCUGUUUGUGAAGCUGUGCUCUUCCCCGGCCCACCGUCGUACUGUGGCGUUGGCUCUUAUGUCGGCCCAGUCGUCCAUGGAGGACUCUUCCUCCUCUAUAGCCUCGCGCUCCCGCUCUGUCUCCCCACUCCGCUCCAAACACCACAGUGCCCUCCUCAUCGGCUUGUCUACCGGCCAGUUUGACGCCAAUAACCCCAAGAUGCUGCGGACGUGCUCUCUCCCAGACCUCCGCAGACUGUUCAGCUCUCUACAGGAGGUCAUCGGGGCUGUUGCCCCUGCCAACCAUGAUAACAAUCUGGACACGGAGGACACGGAGGAGGAAGAGGCCAAGGAGGAUGAACAGUCAGAGACAGAGGAUGUAUAUGAUGAUGAAGACCUGAGGGAGCUAAGGGCCUCAAUGGAGAGACUCCUGCAGGAGGAGCACAGUGAGGAGGAGGGUGAUGAUGAUGAUGAUGGAGAAGAAGAGGGCGGCUCAGGCUUUAACAGGAGCCCCCCCGUAGUAGUGGGAGUAGAAGGCCUGAAUGGCAACCCUACUGAGGAUGAUGAUGAUGACGAUGCUGCUGAGGUAGAGGAGCGGAAUGGGAUGGAUGAGGAUGAGGAGGGUUCUAAUGAGAGUCCAGGUGAUGAAGAGGCAGGACACACAUUCACCAAUGGGCUUGCGGGAGAAGAACAACACAGUAGUGAGAGCCAGCUCAAUGAGGAAUGGCAGUCAGAUGAGAGCGGCGGGGAGGAAGACUGUGAGGCUGAACAACAGGACAGCAUCUUCAGCCGUCUGGAAGAGCUGCGCUUCAACCUUGAGCAGGAGAUGGGCUUUGAGAACUUCAUAGAGGCCUACAACAAGAUUAAGGCCAUUCAUGAGGACGAGGAUGAGAACAUUGACAUGGGUCCCAACAUGGUGCUAAACAUCCUGGGGACGGAGCACCAGCACCUUUACCCCAACAUCCUUCACCUGGUCAUGGCUGAUGGAGCCUACCAAGAGGAUAAUGAUGAAUAGGGGAUGAUUGCGUCCAAGCCGCUGGCAUUUGGGGACAAUCUGCUGGACAUCUGAUGUCUUCCCAUGGAGCUUGCAUGUGGCAGACCACUGUCUGCACGGAGAGCUGGACUGUAGUGGUACGAGCCCUGGUCACACCUGCAUGAAUCAGUAGGAUAACCAGUACUUCAGUGUCUGUUUUAUGUCCACUUCCAAAACCUGACACUCAUUUCUUAACUAUGUUUUCAUUUGAAAGUGCAUUAUUAUUGGUCCUUUCUGGUAAACAAAGUUCAGCUGAAGGUUUUGUCAAACAUGGUGUCUGUGUCUGUUGGAAUGUGGACCAUCACCAUGACACCAUUUUAAAUGGUCCACUCAAGUGUCUACUACAACAACCUGGUCAAACAGGAUUGGACCUCCAAAACGUCAGGUGAUCUUCCUAACGCCAUUCUUAAAAACACAAACCAGGUUCUAUAAACAUGCCAGUCUUUUUUUCCAUUAUAACCAGUUGGACCUCUCUUUCGUACUUAGUUUUUCAUACAACAAAUGGUUAAAUGAUAUCUACAGCAAAUGUCUUACCAGUUCCGUUUGUCAAUGCUUGAAACGUGGUUCAGCUCAAAAGGAAGAUGUCGUUUUAGUUUGAGGUGGAUGUUGCCACGGUAGCAGCCGCACUGGAGUGCUACUUGUGUAGUAUGACAAGUAAGAUUAACUCUGUCAAGAGUGUUGUAAAGAUAGAAAUUAAUGAUGGUGAUUUUAAAGCAUUAUUCUUAUAUGAUAAUAAAGAAAAUAUUGUAAUAUGACAAUAAAUGCACACCUUUUUUAA
Messenger RNA from Esox lucius (northern pike), 5342 nucleotides. It is a transcript of the gene nek1, whose product is annotated as NIMA-related kinase 1. Gene Ontology annotation, biological process: protein phosphorylation. Lineage: Eukaryota; Metazoa; Chordata; Actinopteri; Esociformes; Esocidae. The record is from RefSeq and is a predicted model, not a curated record. The transcript is spliced from 35 exons. The coding region runs from base 203 to 4546 and encodes 1447 amino acids. Gene Ontology annotation, molecular function: protein kinase activity; ATP binding.